CCGGAUGUUUGCAUGUUCUGUUUAUACUUUGGAGCCGGCGGCGGAGACUUUCAUGUCGUCACCCGCUUCAUGUGGGUCUACCCCGGACGGUACUUGCUGACAAACUGCACGCCUUGGAGGGGAUCAAGAAGUGCCAAUAAGUCACAAAGCUGAUCUUGUGAGAGAGACUUCUGAUAUCAGCUGACUCUGGAAUUAAAGGAUGGAGACGCAAAAGCUGCUGAUGCCAGUGAAUAGCUAUGGGUCUCAAGAUGGAGACACAAGGCCAAGCUUGGGCUCUGCUUCCCUUCAACCAGAAGAGGAGGAGCUCCGCAGGCGACUCAAGUAUUACUUCAUGAGCCCCUGUGACAAGUUUCGUGCCAAAGGCCGCAAACCAUUCAAAUUGAUACUCCAACUGAUCAAGAUCCUAAUAGUCACCAUUCAGCUCAUUCUCUUUGGACUCAGCAAUCAAAUGGUGGUGACCUUCAAAGAGGAGAACACUAUUACAUUCAAGCAUCUCUUCCUGAAGGACUAUGUAGACGGGUCAGAGAACACCCAUGCGGUGUAUACACAGGCAGAUGUCUAUGACCAUAUGUUCUAUGCCGUGGACAAGUACUUGGCCAUUCCAAAUGAAACAAUUGGACGCUAUGCCUAUGUGCGUGCAGGUAAUGCAAACCAGUCUGCACUCAUGCUGUGCCAGCAGUUCUACCGCAAAGGAAGGAUUGACCCAGCCAAUGACACCUUCAACAUAGACCCCAAGGUCAUCACAGAGUGCCUUGGUGUGGAUCCUCCAGAGAAGAUGCCCUUUCCCCUGGACUCUGAGGAGACGAUUGUAGCCCUCUUGGAGCCAAACUGCAGCUACAGGAAUUUUACUCUCAAAUUUUAUAAGCUCAUUAAUGUCACCAUCCAGUUUAAACUGAAAGCCAUCAACAUCCAAACUAUAAUCAACAAUGAAAUUCCAGACUGCUACACUUUUUCUAUCACAAUCACAUUUGACAAUAAAGCACACAGUGGCCGAGUAAAGAUCCACCUGGACAACAAAGUGGAUAUUCAGGAGUGCAAAGACCCCAGUGUCUCUGGCAAAGGAGACAACCGUUUCCGGAUCUUCUUCGAUGUGGUUGUGGUCCUCAUCUGUGUGCUGUCUUUCAUCUUGUGUGGCCGCUCGAUCAUCAGGGGGCUUCUACUGCAGCAUGAAUUCAGCCGGUUUUUCCAGCACCAUUACAAUCAAGACAUCUGCCUGUCUGAUCGCAUGGAAUUUGUGAAUGGUUGGUAUAUCCUACUUGUGGUGAGCGAUGUCCUUACUGUGUCUGGGACCAUAAUGAAGAUCGGGAUUGAGUCCAAGAACUUUGCCAACUAUGACGUGUGUGGCAUUCUCCUGGGCACCUCCACCCUCCUGGUCUGGGUCGGCGUCAUGCGCUACCUCAGCUUCUUCCAGAAGUACAAUAUCCUCAUUGUCACCAUGCGGGUUGCUUUACCCAAUGUCAUCCGUUUCUGCUGCUGUGUGGCUGUCAUCUACUUAGGCUACUGCUUCUGUGGUUGGAUUGUGCUGGGUCCCUAUCAUGUCAAGUUCCGCACUCUCUCAAUGGUGUCAGAGUGCCUUUUCUCACUGAUCAAUGGAGAUGACAUGUUUGUGACCUUUGCUGCAAUGCAGCAGAACAGCUACUUGGUGUGGCUUUUCAGCCAGCUCUACCUGUACACUUUCAUCAGCCUCUUCAUCUACAUGGUGCUCAGCCUCUUCAUUGCUCUCAUCACUGGCUCCUACGAGACCAUCAAGCAUCAGUGUGAGGGGGAAGCGACUGUCACACAGCUCCACGCCUACAUAGCUCAGUGCAAAGACAGUCCCAAAUCUGGCAAGUUCCGCAGGGAGAGCAGUUCCUCGUGUUCCAUCUUCUGCUGCUGUGAGCGAACCCCACUGCAGGAGAAUGUGCUGGUGGUGAACUGAGCGCUGCGGCUUGGAAAAAGAAGGGCUGCCCUGUUGCUCAUUGCUGGGCAGCCUGAAUGUGGACUGCUGAGACUGAAGAGGCCUAGGUGGCCUGUUUUCUGGCAGUGACUAAGGCAAGAGAUGACAGCUCAUGUCGUUGCCUCCUGUGGGCUGUGAGCUUGUGUGCCACUUCUGCAGAAAGCUCUUGAGACACGGGGGGGAGUGGAGUUUUAAGCAGUAUGUCCAGCUGGGAGUGGGGCUGCAUUAGACCCAGCUGAUGUAUUGCUGUGUGGACCUCUUCUUCCUAGGCCAUGUGGGAUUAGCAGGUUGCCAAACAGCUGCAGUGGGGAAUGCAGUUUUUAAAGGUUUCUUUUGGAAGAAAAAAGAUUUAUAAAAGGACAUGGCUUCUUAGGGCCUUGGAGCCUUCCAUGCUGCCUGUGUGGGCAUUUUCAAGGGCUGCAUUUGCCUCGCUAGGAUUGCGGCACCAAGACUAGUGUUGUUUCCCUCAAGCAUUUAGUAGCUGACUGGCACCUGGCAGGUUCACAAUGCUACAGAAUGAAAUUUAACACAAUCUCUAUUGCAUAUUGAGGGCAUGGGAGGUGGGGAAGCUGCUCUAAAAUACUCAGCUAAAGAGCAAGGCUUCUCCUGCUACGUCAUGUACAGACUUGCUCUGGAGCUCAGUUACAGUAUCCUUCCCUUCUUCCAGUUAGUGAGAAGGAGGUCUCAUUUGAUAGCUGUUCUGGUUUGGAACGAAUCCUAUUCUACAUCAGGCUGGAAUGGCAGUCUAGAGAUGGUACAUCUCAUCCCAUCCUACAGUAAUGACAACUGUACUGAGCAUGGCUUACUUUCAAUCUUGUAUCAGUAAAUCUACUUCUUUUCCUAGCGUUGCCUCCAAAGUGUUGCACAGGAGAUUGGGGUAUGCUCAUUGGUCAAACAGGAUGAAGAGAAUAUGAUACCUUACAUGCAGUGUGAGUAGGGAGGUGGGAUUUGGCCAGGGCUGGAACCCCUUUAGCUUCUAACACAGACCUUUCCAGGAGGACAUAUUGUACUGCUACAGAAGGUACGACCUGACAGCCAGAGAUGGGAAUGCUUUCUGUGGGUAGUUUGAUCUUCAAGGCUGUCUCUUGCACACAAUUCCAUGUUUGGGAUUUUGCAAUUGAGGUAAUGAAGAUAGCAGCAUUUAUGUCAGUAUUUUGGAUGAGAAAAUGCUUCCAGUGGCUAUUGGAACAUUGCUAGCUGUGGUCCACAGAAAUUACAACACCUUCCAAUCUGCUAGAGUGUUCUGGCACAUGGUCUCGCCUGGCCUUGGCUCACCAUCUCCCCUUACUCUGAAACAGUUGCUUUGAGCAAGAGAAUUUCAGAGGGGCACAAUUUUUCCUGCUUUCUCUGUGUGUCUUUUACAAAAAUGAGCUCCAUUCCAGAAGAUGAGAGGGAUCAUUGCAACCCUUCACUUCAGGAGCAGAAAUGUCUACAAUCAUUUUUAGGAUUUACCUUACUGGACUCUGGUAGGGGGAAGACGAAUUAAUCAUGUAUUUCUUCCACUUUUGGAUCUUCCCUUUGCUAUCUAUACAUGAGUAAGGUUAAAAAAAGAAAAAAAGACCAGUUGGCCUCUCAAGUAUUGUCAAAUAAUGAUAGAUUUUUAAAGCAUUAAUUUUGUAGAACUAUAACAAAGGAGAUGUAACUAAUUUGAGUGUUUGUUAAUAAUUAUUUAUGAAACAAUGAAGUUCAGUUGUGAGCUAUUGAAAUAAAUAAUUUAUAACUAUACUAUUAGAAUACUAUGAGAAAAGUAUUAAAGAGGAUAAGCUUUUAAA
Molecule: messenger RNA, 3708 nt
Organism: Rhineura floridana
Lineage: Eukaryota; Metazoa; Chordata; Lepidosauria; Squamata; Rhineuridae
Gene: MCOLN1
Product: mucolipin TRP cation channel 1
Exons: 15
Coding region: 200-1918 (572 amino acids)
Cellular component (GO): plasma membrane; lysosomal membrane
Molecular function (GO): NAADP-sensitive calcium-release channel activity
Source: RefSeq, a predicted model, not a curated record